AUUAUGUGAAGAGCUUCAUAAAGUAUUCAAGACUCAAUGGCUACCAAAAAGAGAAGCUGGUUCAGUUUCUUGAAGAGACUAUUCAAUGCAGAACCUAAAUCAGAAAAGGUUAGUAAAAUACUACAUAUAUAUGUAUGUAUAUGCUGUUAUACUUACAGUCAUUGGGUGUAUCAGAAGGAGAUCAAGAGGAGGAGAUGGAUAUUUGGUAGGCUAAGUAGCAAAAGACUAGCCUCCAUUCAAGCUCCACCAUCAUCAACCAGAGAGAGAUCAGUAAGUGACCAAGCAGAAGAAGAACAAAACAGACAUGCUCUGGAAGUAGCCAUUGCCUCCACUGCUGCUGCCGAAGCUGCUUUAGCUGCUGCUCAGGUUGCCGCUGAGGUUGUUGUCCUCACUUCCACCAUUCCUCCUCCAUCUAAUGGGUUUAGUCACCUCCAAAUCCAAGAGCUUUCUGCCAUUAAAAUCCAGACAGCUUUUCGAGCUUACCUUUUAAUACAGGCAAGGAAAGCUCUGCGGGCAUUGAAAGGCAUAGUCAAGCUUCAAGCACUUAUUCGGGGGCGAGCAGUGAGACGACAAGCCAUGAAUACUCUCAAGUGUUUGCAGUCACUUGUGAAUAUUCAAUCACAGGUUUGUACCAGGAGAAUCAAUAUUUCAGAAGCAACAUUGUAUUGUGAUGAAAGCAGGAAUUUACAGACAUUGAAAGACAAGAUAAUAAAGAUUGAUACAAACAGUCAGAAGAGAUGGGAUGAUAGGAAUUUGACGAAGGAAGAGGCUGAGGCCAUGGUCUUAAGCAAGAACAAAGCUGCAAUCAAGAGAGAAAGGAUCAAAGAAUACGCGUUUAGUCAUCGUAAAUCAGCAGAAUCAGAACAGGACAAAGGGAAUGGCAAAUGGAAGUACUGGUUAGAAAAAUGGGUGGAUACCCAAUUAUCAAAGAGCCGAGAACUUGAACAUCUAGACUUGAGUUGGAAUCAAAAUCAGCUCGAAGAAUCAGUAACAAAACAGGUAACCAAACCUAGAAAAAAUCCUAUUCAAGAAUCGGGUUCUCCCAUUGCAGAAGCUAGAAGAUCAUUUCAUCACAGAAAACAAUGUUCCCUAGGAGAAGACAAUUCUUUCUCUACUUCACCACCUGUUCUUCCAACUUACAUGGCUGCAACUGAAUCUGCUAAGGCCAAAACAAGAUCACUAAGUUCCCCGAAACUCCGGCCAGGGAGCUUCGACACUCAAUCCGAAACCUAUUCACCAUACAAGAACAAGCUGUCUGUGAUAACUAAUGUUUCAGGUGAUCAAGCAGCAAGCAAUGAUAGGAUUUGCAGGCAUAAUUCUUACCAGCAAAGAUCACCAAGCUUGAGGGUUCUCCCUGCAGGUCCAAUAAAAUCGAAUCGAUCCCUGAAGGAUCUAAGUUUUAAUUCAGAGUGUUCAUUUUCAAACUGGACUCAAUCUAGUCCUUUCAGAUGAUCAUUCUGAUUUUUUAAAACAAUCAGGCUUGUGGGUUUUAUUUUUUUUUUUAUAAUUACAAAUUAUUUGCUUCUUUAAUCUGUUUGAUCAAAAGCAUGUAUUUGAGUUCUCUCAUUACAAAAUUAUGUAAUGCAAAAUAAUCCAUUAAAAUGGAGAAGAAGCCUGCACAGAGAGUUUGGUUUGACAGAUAUGAGAUGUGAAGAUGAAGAUUGCUCUUGGUUUUCUAUUUGGGUUUUCUUUUCGUUAUAUUAGUUUAUAAUUUAUAUAUUAAAUUAUAUAUAUAUAUAUAUGUUAAGGAUGGAAGUGAAUCAAGGUAUUGAAGAGAAAUUAAAUCAAUGUGCUAACAAGAAAAAAAAUCAUGGUUUUAAAGCAAAAAAAAAUUAAGGUGUUAAAAGAGAAAAUAAAUAAGGGCAUUGGGAAGGAAGUAACUUAAAUCAAAAAAUAAAAUUAUAUCAUUUGUAAUUAAUUGUUUAUUUUCUUUUCCGUCCUAAAAAACCUAUAUAUAUAAAGUUAUAAUAUCCAAUGGAAUACACAUCAAUCAAAACCAUUCUUCACA
Molecule: messenger RNA, 2008 nt
Organism: Carica papaya (papaya)
Lineage: Eukaryota; Viridiplantae; Streptophyta; Magnoliopsida; Brassicales; Caricaceae
Gene: IQD11
Product: IQ-domain 11
Molecular function (GO): protein binding
Source: RefSeq, a predicted model, not a curated record